This is a messenger RNA of Bicyclus anynana (squinting bush brown), 2135 nucleotides long. RefSeq names its product LETM1 domain-containing protein 1. Gene Ontology annotation, biological process: intracellular monoatomic cation homeostasis. The record is from RefSeq and is a predicted model, not a curated record. Gene Ontology annotation, cellular component: mitochondrial inner membrane. NCBI's taxonomy places the organism in Eukaryota, Metazoa, Arthropoda, Insecta, Lepidoptera, Nymphalidae. Gene Ontology annotation, molecular function: ribosome binding.
AGAUCGCCUUAGGAAUAAUAAGCCAGUAUUUCGUGCUCUUCAAGCGAAAUCUGAUAAUAUUGCUCCAGGAGAAACUAAAGAACGAUGGACAAGGAUUCUAGGAUUAUUGGGAUCUGGUGUUCAUCCCAGUGCACAAGCUAUACUUGCUUGUAAAGAAUUAUUUAGUAAAGAACCCUACAGUUUAGCCAGUCUGUCUCGUGCACAUAUGGGACAUUUACUGAAGAUGCAUGGAUUAAGGAGCACUUUGUUCAGGAGAAAAAAAUUAAAAUACAAAGCACGUCUAAUUUUGGAAAUGGACAAAGCAAUUGUAAGGGAAGGUGGUGUGGGAAAUUUAAGUACAGAUUCAUUAAGAAAUGCAUGUCACAUCCGCGGUUUAAAUAGUAGUCAUUUAACCAACCAAGGCAUGAGAGAUUGGCUUCAACAGUGGAUAGAUGUAUCUCAAAACAUAGAUGCAAACACGUAUUCUUUACUACUUCACUGCCCUAUAUUGUUUGCUUACAAUCAUCCCCAAAAUUGGGUGCUUAUUUAUUAGCAAGGAUAAAGUUGGGGCCAAAAUAUGAGUAUGGAUGUAAGGAGCUUAUAGAUUGGUGGGUAAACAUGUAAUCGGCCGAUACACAACGUGACACCAAUUGCAAUAUUAGAAAAAAAAAAAUUUUUCACAGUGGUGUUGUUAAUUUUUUUUAAGUUUCACCUAUUUAAGAACACUUGAGUUAUUGAGAUAAAUCUAACGAUGUCCUGAUUACGUAAAUCCGUUCAGUGGUUUGGAAGAUAUGAGGUAAAAAAGAAUAUUACAUACAUAUAUACAAGAUACGCGCGAAAAACAUAACCCUUCUUGCAGUCGGGUAAAAAUACAACCCGGCAUUUUAUUUAAUUUGAAGCGCUGUGACACAACCUAUCUUUCUAAAUGUCAAAAAGCUACUAUUGAACGGUUCCUCCCAUAUCAGCAUUGGGAGGAAUUAUCGUGCGCCAUUUUUAUGAAGUGUACAUACUAUACUACGUAUACUAUAGUAUGCGCGUUAUCAUCUGAGUCGUCCGGUCAUAAAAGUCAAAAAAGAUAGGAAUGUGCAGCGCGCCUACCUGCGCACCCUAAUUAUCGAUAAACGGCUACCUGCGCACGUGCUAAUGAUGAGUCAAUAAUGAUUUGGACGAUUCUGAUUGGUCGGUUUCUAAUGUAAUUGCAUUGCGUAUUUUUUUUUGCUAUAAAUGUGUUUACUGCAAUUAAAUAAAUACAUUCAUGUGUUACUCGUUGCGCACUAUGGAUACUUUAUUUUCUAACGUUGAUCUGAAGAAAUUACAUGGCGAUAUUAGCCCUCAAGCUCGAACACUGAUUCACAACGUAUUCCUGUUUCUCAAUGAAUUGAAAAGUGAUCCGAAUAAAGUGGCUUCUCUAAAUUUCAACAAACCACGUGAAAUGGCCGCAUUUGUUUGUGGUGUGAGCAGAGCGACAGUGGACCGAAUCAAGACGGAAGUAUCACAAUCAGGCAGUACCUGUAUACCAAGAACAAAUUUUAAGAAACCACAAACCGUCACUAAUAUUGACGAUUUUGAUAAAAGUGUGUUGAAGCGAACUGUAGCUUCAUUUUAUGAGAAUGGAGAGUAUCCAUCCGUGGCGAAAAUUUUAGAAAAAUUCCGUGAACAAUUACCCGAUUUUAAAUGCGGCAACACUUCAAUGAGAAUACUACUGAAGGAGGUUGGGUUCCAGUAUAAGAAAAAUAGCGAAGGACGUAAAUAUUUAAUGGAAAGAACUGAUAUUGUUUGUUAUAUAAUAUGAAAUAUGUAUUAUAUUAAAUCAAAUAUUGUUAAUUUUUUUAAUUUUGUGAACAAGAUACGAUAAUAAACUUUACUUAUCGAUAAUAUGUCUUUCAUUGUUACACCCUUCACUAGACGGCUCCAUAAGACCCAUAAGUGCAAGCGAGAUAAAUAUAGAGAAAUGAUUUAUGGCCCUAAGACUCAGUUGUUAACGCGCGUACCAUAGUUUUGGAUGUAGCCAACGGGCUACAUCCAAAACUAAAACUAAAACCAAACUGUCUUCCAAAAAUAGAUCAUGUUUAGGUACUGGUAUUGAAAUAAAUUACUUACUUUACUUAUUUUUUUAGAAUGUUGGUGUUUUAUUACAAAAUAAAUAUUUGUUUCCA